Impatiens glandulifera is the source of this 3903-nucleotide messenger RNA. Its product is annotated as syndetin. The transcript has 25 exons. Gene Ontology annotation, cellular component: EARP complex. The record is from RefSeq and is a predicted model, not a curated record. Gene Ontology annotation, molecular function: SNARE binding. NCBI's taxonomy places the organism in Eukaryota, Viridiplantae, Streptophyta, Magnoliopsida, Ericales, Balsaminaceae. Gene Ontology annotation, biological process: endocytic recycling; retrograde transport, endosome to Golgi. The coding region runs from base 270 to 3638 and encodes 1122 amino acids.
AAAGUCUGUUGUUGUUUCCUCACGCGCAUUAGUGUAAAUCAUGGAUCCAGGACCCCAUGGAACCAAAGAAGUCAGUCUGCCAAAGUACUAAUCAAUCAUCAACCGAAGUUCCAUCAAGCAUAUCAUUUUCAUCUAUCUCGUCUCGUCUCGUCUCUCCUUCCCCAAUCCGAUCAGAUCCAAUUGCAAACUACACACCAUAAUAGUAGACGAACAAGAUCUCUGAGGAAUGGGCUACAGAAAAAGGGUUCAGCUGGGAGUUCUCAAUUGAAAUGCAGUCAAAUUCCCCACCAUUUCCGCUUAGUCCAUUCGCAUUCAAUGCUGAUUUGAGUGAAGGGGGAUUUCAAGGCACUAGGGUUUUGUUCUUUACCUCGCUGCUCUUGUAUCAAGGGGGCGGCAUGGAUUUGUCUAGGGUCGGAGAGAAAUUUCUCAACUCCGUCCGCUCCGCAAGGUCUAUUGGACUUCUCCCCCAAGUUUCUGAUCGACCUGAGGUUCCAGCACGAGCUGCAGCAGCAGCAGCUGUUGCUCGUGCUCUUGCUGGGUUACCUGCAAAUCAGAGGCAUGGUCUCUCAACGAGUUCUGAAGAGUUAACUUCAAUAUAUGGAACAAAAUCGCAGGCCCAAAUAGUGGAAGAGCCUGAAGAAGAAUUUUAUGAAGAGGAGUUUGAUCCAGUUAGACAUGUCUUGGAGCAUGUUCCUUCUGAGGAAAAUGAAUUGGCAUAUUUUGAGGAAAAGGCUGCUCUCAGAUUAGCCCAGCUGGAUUUGAUAGGAGAGAGGUUAUCUCAUCAUGUCAUGGCACACCAUGAAGUAAUGGUGAAAGGAAUGCAGUUGGUGAAAGAGUUGGAGAAGGACUUGAAGGUGGCGAAUGUGAUCUGCAUGAAUGGGAGAAGACAUCUCACAUCAUCAAGGAAUGAGGUAUCAAGGGAUCUCAUUGUUACUACAUGUUCCAAGAAGAAACAAUCUUUGCUGGAUAUGGUCCCAAUUCUGACUGAGAUUCGCCAUGCAUUGGACAUGCAACUUGCACUUGAAAAACACGUAGAGGAAGGGAAGUUCUCUAAGGCAUUUCAAGUCUUAUCAGAGUACUUGCAACUUUUGGAUAGUCUAUCUGAGCUUUCAGCAAUCCAAGAAAUGAGUCGUGGGGUUGAGGUCUGGCUAGGUAGAACCCUUCAAAAGUUGGAUUCACUUUUAUUAGGAGUGUGUCAAGAUUUCAAGGAAGAUACAUAUAUAACUGUCGUUGAUGCUUAUGCAUUAAUUGGUGAUGCAUCUGGUUUGGCUGAAAAGGUACAGAGCUUCUUCAUGCAGGAGGUUCUCUCAGAAACCCACUCCGUUUUGAAGAAUAUCUUGCUAGAGGAUUUAGAAGCUUCCAGUGCACAAAGUAACUGUUCAAGACUUACAUACAGCGAUCUUUGUCAUCAGAUACCUGAACCAAAGUUCAGGCAGUGUCUAUUAUCAACACUAUCUGUCCUCUUUAAGAUACUGGGUUCAUAUUUUGCAAUUAUGAGCUUUGAGCCUGAGAAUAUGAUCCUUGAAAGCCAAAUGCCAAUCAUUGACCAGCAGCAGGAUUGUCAUAAUGGGCUUUCUGGGUUUCCUGAUAAUGUUUCUACAGCAGAAACAUUAACCUCUAGUUCAAUGUCAUAUCAAGAACCAUUUCAAGAAGUAACAGAGAAAACAAAUAGACUGGCUCAUAUCUCUUCUACGGAUGCUCCUGCAAUGAAUGAUGCCAAAGGCACAAACUGUCCUGAUUUAAUUAAUGAUUCAAUAGAUGAUGGGUCAGAAGCCUCAAGCAGUAGAUCACCUUGGUUUCAGCUAAGGAAAGAUGCAACAACAUAUGUAUCACAGACCUUACAAAGAGGUCGGAAAAAUCUUUGGCAACUUACAACAAGCCGUGUGUCAGUCUUACUUUCUUCGGCUGCUGUCUGUUCAACUAGUAUUCACCAGUUUCUUAGAAACUAUGAAGAUCUGAAUGUCUUCAUCUUGGCUGGGGAAGCUUUCUGUGGAUUUAAGGCAGUGGAGUUCAGGCUGAAAGUCAAAGCAAUUUGUGAGAAUUAUUUUGUUACUUUUCAUCGCCAAAAUAUAUAUGCUCUGAAAAUGGUCUUGGAAAAGGAAAAUUGGCUAAAACUUCCACCAGAAACUAUUCAAGUGGUAAGCUUUGCUGGCCUUGUUGGUGAUGGAGCGGCUCUGAUAAUUCCAUCAGAAAAGAAUGCUAGGAAUAACAGAGUUCUAUAUUUGAAUAACUCUGAAGAUUCAGUGGAAAAUGAUGUUAAGAAAGGUGGAUUUUCCUUGUGGCUGGAAAAUGGCAACCCAUUUUUAGCAAAACUAAGUUUAAAGGACUGCCUAGACAUCUUUCCCCUUGAGUCAGGUGGAAAAUUGAAUGAGAGCUCUCCUCGGCAUGCAUUUGUCACGAGAAACAGUAAUUCCCAUCAUGUAAAUGGGAAGAGUCCUCAUUCUGAAGAUGAAAAUGAAGAUCUUCUUGCAGAUUUCAUUGAUGAAGAUAGUCAACUCCCUAGUAGGAUAUCCAGAUCCGGCCAUUCAAGAAAGAACUCAUCUUAUGGUAGUGGUGAAGAAGUUUCAGCACAAACAGGAUCAUCACUUUGUCUUUUGAGGUCCAUGGAUAAGUAUGCUAGGCUAAUGCAGAAACUGGAGAUAGUGAAUGUUGAAUUUUUCAAGGGAAUUUGCCAGUUGUUUGGGGUUUUCUUCCAUUUUGUUUUUGAUACAUUUGGUCAGCAGAGCAGUUAUCCUAAUGGAAAAGGCUUGAAUGAUAUGCUUAGUUCUCGGUUGAAGACAACAUUAUCAAGAAUAGCACAAGAUUGUGAGCAAUGGAUUGGACCCCAAUCUGCAUCAUCUUCUUCACCAAAAUCUUUGAAUUCAACUCUGGGUCACAUAGAUGUGAUUCCUACUGGUCCUCCCAGUGCCAACUUUGGUCAGACACAGUCUUUUGGUCUCAAGGAAAGAUGUGCUUCUGCAGACACAAUAUCACUUGUUGCCCGACUAAUGUAUAGAUCCAAGUCUCAUCUUCAAGCAAUGCUUCUGCAGAGCAAUCCAGCAAUUGUCGAAGACUUCUAUACGCAUUUUGUUGAUGCUGCACAAGAUCUUACUCAGCAUAUCCAUAGGACAACCGCCAGAACGCUUCUACAUAUUAAUGGGUACAUUGACCGAAUUGCUAACGCUAAAUGGGAAGUUAAGGAGCUUGGACUUGAGCAUAACGGGUAUGUUGAUUUGCUGUUGGGAGAAUUUAAGCACUACAGAACAAGACUUGUUCAUGGGGGGAUUCAAAAAGAGGUUCAGGAUCUGCUGUUAGAAUACGGAGUUGAGAUUGUUGCUGAAACUCUGGUUGAAGGUCUAUCACGAGUCAAGAGGUGUACAGAUGAGGGACGGGCUCUUAUGUCAUUAGAUCUUCAGGUCUUGAUCAAUGGCCUACAACAUUUUGCAUCGUCCGAUAGUGUGAAACCAAAAUUCCAGAUUGUUGAUACAUUCGUCAAGGCUUACUAUCUGCCAGAAACCGAGUAUGUGCACUGGGCGCGAAUUCAUCAGGAAUAUAGCAAAAGCCAAAUUGUGGGAUUGGUUAACCUUGUAGCUACAAUGAAGGGGUGGAAGCGAAAAACCAGGCUUGAGGUGGUUGAGAAGAUUGAGGGAGCCCCAUAGAUAGCAUAUUUUAUGCUGCAUUAACAUAUAUAGAUAUUUCCACAAUAAUUUCCUCCUGGUGUAUUAUUGAUGUAAAUUUUAUUAUUAUUAUUAUGUUUUUUUUUUCUUUUUUUACAUUCCUUGUUGAUAUAGAUGGAUAGAGAGACAUGUCAAGGUUGUAUAUCAUCUUGUGACAUAAUUUCUUCGUUGGAUGGAGCAAUGCUUGUAAUUUUUGGAUUACAAUGAUCAUAAUAUCAUCAUUUAUAUAAAAGAGAGUUUUACUGUA